Molecule: messenger RNA, 894 nt
Organism: Rotaria sp. Silwood1
Lineage: Eukaryota; Metazoa; Rotifera; Eurotatoria; Philodinida; Philodinidae
Source: the annotation of a GenBank genome assembly
AUGUCUUCAUCAAUAAAACAUCUUGUUGUUAUAAUUGAUCUUAAUCCAUUAUAUUGGUCUGAUAAAGUUUCAUCAACAACAACAUUAAAUUUUAAACAAUAUCUUAAAAUAAUAAUUCAAUUUUGUAAUGCAUAUAUUGCAUUUGAUAUAAAUCAUCGUUUAACAAUAAUUGGUUGUUCAAAUAAUGAAACAUAUUUUCUUUAUCCUGAUUCAAUAAAUGAAUCAUUAAUUAUACCAACAGUAACAAAAACAAAUCUAUUUGAACAAUUAUUUGUUAUUGAUCGUAUUGUAGAAAAUAAUCUUAAAGAAUUUAUACAAAAUUUAUCAUCAACACAUACAUCAUCUGGUUCAAUGAUAACAAUGGCAUUAACACAAGCACUUUGUUAUAUUAAUCGUCUUAUACAUGAUACAUUACCAGGUGAAAAAAAUUCAUUUAGAAUAUUAAUUAUUCAAACAACAACAGAUACAUCAAAACAAUAUAUGAAUUUUAUGAAUGCAGUUUUUACAUCAGAAAAAAUUAAUGUACCUAUUGAUGGUUGUAUACUUAACAAUGAUUCUAGUCUUUUACAACAAGCUUGUGAUUUAACAUCAGGUAUAUAUUUACGUGUACCAGAUCCUAAUGGUUUACUACAAUAUUUACUUUGGCUUUAUUUAACUGAUAAAGAAGUUCGUAAAAUGCUUGCAUUACCAACAAAAGUAGCUGUUGAUUAUCGUCCAGCAUGUUUUUGUCAUCAUAAAUUAAUUGAUACAGGUUAUGUUUGUUCCGUAUGUUUAUCUAUUUAUUGUGAUAAUGCAUCAACAUGUUCAACAUGUCGUUCAGCUUUUGAUAUAAAUAAUCAAUCGAUUUCAAAUUCGAAUGGAUCAAGUGAUUUAUCUAGACGACAACCUCGUUAA